AUGGGUAAUAAUAACUCUGAGCAAUUGGAAACGCAUUUUGACGAUGAAUUUUUUUGCUCACAAUUUGAUGGAUUAUCACUAAAACCAAGUGCAUUUUAUAAUGCUUGUAAAGAAGGUAAUAUUGCUGUUUUACGGCAGCAUCUGCGACCACUUUUACACAAGAACAGACUUCAUCGAAUUGAACCAAACGGAGACAUAGCAUUGCACGCUGCUGCUCGAGCUGGUCAUGCACUAGUUGUUGAAUUACUCUUGACAAAUGGCUUUUCAUGUACAAUGGUUAAUCAAGAAGGCAAAACUGCAUACGAAUCCGCGUUAAACGAUGAAAUUCGUCAUUUAUUUCAUCGGUCAAUUAGCGAACGUUAUUCAAGAUUCAAUGAUAAAAAUGUUGAUAAAACAUUAAACAUACUUAAUAAGAAUAUACAUAAUGAAAGAGUUGUCAAACAGUCUAAAGAUGCAAUACAAUCACGGUAUAUGAAUCGAUUUCAUAGAAUGCCGAAAUGUUUUCGAAAUAUUAUCAAAAAAUUAACAGAAGCACGAAGUAUUGAAGCGUUUGAACAUAUUAUUGGUAAUUUAGGUUUUUCACCUGAUAAUAUGACAGGUAAUCAUAUGUUAAUUCAAACAAUAUUUGAUGAUUAUUUACAGACGAAAAAUGCUAACAGUCUAAUACAUCUUUAUACAUUAAAUGAUCUUUAUAGAGAAAUUAGGGAACAUUCAGAUGCGUAUACAACGUUGAUUUAUUUACAUUUAGCAUCUCUUUCUCAACGUGCCUAUCAAGGUACAUGUUAUCGUGGAAUAAGAAUGUCCAAAUUUGAUGUUACACGAUAUUAUUAUGCCAUGAGGUAUAAUUGUAUUAUUGAAACAUAUAAUUUUGCCUCAACAUCGAAAGUUAAGAAUGUAUCAUUAUUAUAUUCUGGACAUAGUGAAACAUGUGAUCAACAUUUGUAUAGCGUUUUAUUUAUAUUUGAAUUUUCCAAUUCAUGCAAAACAGCUAUCGAUCUGACACGUGUUUCAGAAAAUUUACCACCAUUAUCACAAUAUCCAGACGAAGAGGAAGUGCUCAUUUUACCAUACACAUUAUUCAAAGUAUUAACUGUAAUUGAAGCAACGGAUAAUGAACCUUUUACGAUUUUUCUACAAAAUAUACCAGUGCCUGAUCAAUCUUUGUUAAGUUUUAUGUAUAUGAAUCAAAAACGUCUCGUUUAA
Molecule: messenger RNA, 1203 nt
Organism: Adineta steineri
Lineage: Eukaryota; Metazoa; Rotifera; Eurotatoria; Adinetida; Adinetidae
Source: the annotation of a GenBank genome assembly